Solea senegalensis (Senegalese sole) is the source of this 743-nucleotide messenger RNA. Its product is annotated as lecithin retinol acyltransferase family protein. Gene Ontology annotation, molecular function: phosphatidylcholine-retinol O-acyltransferase activity. Gene Ontology annotation, biological process: retinol metabolic process. The transcript has 2 exons. The coding region runs from base 1 to 648 and encodes 215 amino acids. The record is from RefSeq and is a predicted model, not a curated record. Lineage: Eukaryota; Metazoa; Chordata; Actinopteri; Pleuronectiformes; Soleidae.
AUGUUCCUCUACCAGCUGCUCAACUUUUUCUUCGCCGCUUCCAAAAAGGAGGAGGAGGAAGACUCCAAAUAUGACCUGUCACUUUUCAAGCGUGGGGAUCUGUUAGAAGUUCCCAGGACGUUAUUCACACACUUUGGCAUAUACCUGGGCGACAACCGCGUGGCUCAUCUCAUUCCAGACAUCCUGCCUGUAAUGACCAGGGAUAGAAAUGCUAUCGCCAAAAUGGUAACGAAUAACCGCCUCCUGCUGGGGGUUAUCACCAAGACCGCCAGUGUCAGAGUGGACUCUGUGGCAGAUUUCGCCUACGGCUCAGAGAUUGUCAUCAACCACAUGGACAAAGUGUGCAGCCAGCCUCCGCUAGAUGGGGACGAGGUGGCGCGAAGGGCAGAGAAACUCCUGGGCUCUGUCACCUACAGUUUACUGUGGUACAACUGCGAACACUACGUCAUGUACUGCAGAUACGGCAUGGCUAUCAGCUACCAGACAUACCAGUUCUGCACAACGGUGAGGAAGAUUGUCUGCAGUAGGAUGAGCGCCUAUCUGAGCACACUAUGUGGUGUGGGAACUAUGUUGUAUCUGGGCUGUGUGACACCACUGACACUUUUACCAACCCUGCUCAUCUCAUUCACCAUCUGGAUGGCGGCCUAAAGGCCUCGUGAGUAAAGACGAGUGGUGCGACUCACUACACAGGGAAAUGUUUGUUUUACAUUCUUUCGUCAGUUGUAUACUUGUUUUUUAAUAUA